Messenger RNA from Pantherophis guttatus, 1095 nucleotides. RefSeq names its product N-ribosyldihydronicotinamide:quinone dehydrogenase 2 (gene NQO2). Gene Ontology annotation, cellular component: cytosol. NCBI's taxonomy places the organism in Eukaryota, Metazoa, Chordata, Lepidosauria, Squamata, Colubridae. The record is from RefSeq and is a predicted model, not a curated record. Gene Ontology annotation, molecular function: NAD(P)H dehydrogenase (quinone) activity.
GGACCCACCACUCCGGUUGUUUUAAUUGCCAGGCACUACUAGUCGCACUAAGUAUAUCGAUCCUGUCUUGCUUAGAAGAUCCGAUCCUAUCUUGUCCGCCUGGUAUUCUGGAAUCCGAACUCCUCCGUGGCGAUAUUUGUGUUUAAACACUCGAAAGUUACUCAACGGUGCGGUAAGGCAAAACUGCAUAAACGGAAACAAUCUUGACAAGAAUCUUUGAAAACCAUAACUGUGACAAACUGUUGCAGGGUGUUGAAAAAAAUGGCAGCAUCAGGGAAAGAAGUAUUGAUUGUGUACGCAGACCAAGAGCCCAAAUCUCUAAAUGGUUCAUUUAAAACCUUGACGGUGGAAGAACUGAAGAAGCAAGGCUGUAGCGUCACUGUUUCAGACUUAUAUGAAAUGCAAUUUGAGCCAAGAACGACAAGGAAGGACAUAGUUGGUGACCUAUACAAUCCUGAUCAUUUUAAUUAUGGAAUUGAGGCUUGGAAAGCUUAUGAAAAUGGAUGUCUGACUGAAGAUUUGACUGAGGAGCAAAGGAAAGUGAGCAAAGCCGACUUGGUGAUUUUCCAGUUUCCUUUAUAUUGGUUCAGCGUGCCAGCCAUCCUGAAGGGCUGGAUGGACAGAGUCUUAGUCCAAGGAUUUGCUCAUGAUUUCCCAAAGUGUUAUGAAUCUGGUUUACUCAAGAAUAAAUUAGCCUUGCUUUCAUUUACCACUGGAGGAGAUGAAGAAAUGUAUUCAAAGAGAGGACCCAGUGGUAAUAUUCAUUAUCUUCUCUGGCCCAUGCAGCAUGGAAUCUUGCACUUCUGUGGCUUCAGUGUCCUUUCCCCUGAGAUCUGCUUUGCCUCCGAGUAUGUGACAGAAGAGAAAAGAAAACAGAUGUUGUCUUCAUGGGUCAAACGGCUGCAGACCAUUUGGGAGGAGAAACCUAUUCACUGUGUCCCGGAAUGGUACUUUGGGGACAUUUGAAAACAGGGAGAUGAAUGCAAAAAGAUGAAAAUAUUUUCUGAAACUCUGUCCCACAAAUACUUGCUUCUGUAUUUCCCCUAUCCAUCUUGGGAUGUACAGAGGCAAUUAAUAAAACUAAAUUGAAUUAGA